AUGGAAUCCACUGAACGCCUGGUACGGACAUGGAUGGCAACGAGUAGGGAUGAAGAAGUCGCCCAGCUCGUUGAAGAUAUUACGGCGGGGAAGACCUCGCUGCUGAAUGUGGUCAAGGUGUCUGGCGAAUAUCUGACAUCCGAAGAGAACCAGAUACGCUCAAAGGGAAUCGAAUUGUUGUCCUCGAUAUUGGAACGCCUUCCACCUACCACCUUGAAUCGGCCAACCACUCGUACUUUGGUCAACUUCUACUGUGAUAAGCUCGACGACCCGGAUACAAUCAUCCCCGCGUUGCAAGGCCUGCAUACAUUGGUCGGCCUUCCCAACUUUGGCGGAAUUGAGGCGACUACGACUAUUGAAGCACUGAUUCAACGCGUUAAAACCAAGGCAUUGACACAAUCACAUCGAUUCAAAGUCUAUUCCAUCGUAGACUCCCUACUAGCUAAUCACAGAGAAUGCUUGAAAUCACUCGGACUCAAGUUCUUGGAUGGAUAUGUCUCCUUGGUGGAAGGGGAGAAGGAUCCCCGGAACCUCUUGGUCGUUUUUGCCAUGGACAGAGUUAUCUUGAUCGAGUUUGACAUAUCUGAGCGGGUACAAACAUUCUACGACAUUGUAUUUUGUUAUUUCCCAAUCUCCUUCCGCCCACCUCCCAACAAUCCAGGAGGCAUCACCGCAGAUGACCUGCGAACAGCACUUAGGAAGUGUGUCUACGCUACCCCGUUGUUCGGAACCCUUGCUAUACCUCACUUCCUCGAAAACCUAGUCUCAGGAAGUCGCGUCGCAAAGAGGGAUACAUUGGAAACUUUGACAGCAUGUCUUCCUGUCUACGGCCCUGGCGUGGCCCGGAACUUUUCCCGGAAGCUCUGGAACUCACUCAAGCUUGAGGUAUUCCAGCCGGUUGACCAGGCCACCGAACGAGAGGCGUUGGUUUCCCUUCAAACUCUAAUCAAAACCAUUUAUGGCACGGACGCAAGUGACGCCAUGGACCAAGAUAUACAGGGUCUUGCUCGCGAUGCCUGCGAGGAAUGCAUUCAGAUCUUGCGCGAACCUGAGAAAAGUCAGGCGAAACCCGCUACCAAAGUGCUUUGCUCAUUCAUAACUACUACCCCCUCCGUUUCUCGAUACACGGUAUCGCAAGCGGUUCCACAUCUAACGAAGCUCUUUAUCAACCCGGAUGAAGUGACAAGCCGACCAGCCACGCUCAUUUUGUUGGCAGAGUUCAUAGAAGCUGCUCGCGACUCUCCCAUCGACACUGGCGGAAUACUCUUGGCACCAUACAAGGAUGAAGUGCUUGGAGCCCUGUCCUCGGGCCUUAAGACACACAAACUGCGUCUUCCUGCACUGGCUGGUCUCAAAGGCCUAGUAACGACAGAGAAACUGCUCACCCACGAAGAAAUUGGAUUCACUGUCCACAACAUCAACGAGAUCAUUCAGGACCAUCCUGAUCAGUUUGAUGAUAUUAGCGAAGGGGUUUUGGAGCUUCUGUCAUCUAUAUCCGAGGUUGCACCCUCGCAUAUCGUGGAUCAGACCUUGCCACUGCUGUUCAGCUCCCUAUCUGAUUCCGCCCCUGCGAGAGACGCAGUAGAAGAGCGAGCGAAAUGUUGGAAGAUCCUUUCCUAUCUCGAGGCUCUUUGCACACCACCUUCGCUUUUCGAAACGCUCGUCAUCCGGUUAACUACUAAACUAGAACUUCUCUGCUCACCCUCCAACCAACCAGAAGACAGUGAGCCCACAGCCGCCUACGCCCAUGUGAUCCUCAAAACCCUGGCCAACACUUUAGCCAAGAAGGUUGUGAAAGCAAACCCAGACGUCCCGAAAUACUUAGAUCGACUGGUUUCUCGGAUUUUCAACUUGUUCAUCUAUACCGCUCUGGAGUCACACGAGGACAAGCCAUCGGUCACGACUGACCACCGGCUAAUCGAGGUCGCUGCCGAAGUCAUUACGCUGGUGGUCAGGACUUUGCCGCAACAACGCCAGGAAACAUACCUCCAGUCUGUAUUCCAGACUAUCAUCUCGGGCAACGUAGCACCUAUCAGCGAGGGUCAUUUCAAGAUUCCAUCGGAUGUGUCGGUACAGCUCUUCCAGUCGGAGACGUCUACUCCAAUCAGAAAUCUUAUCGCCUUGUUCACUGCGGCAAUAAUUCCAAUGUACAAAGACGUCGAUCUCGGGAUCCCGGAUCUGGCCAAGUUCCUAAGGGAUACCCUUCACUGGACGUUCAGCACUGCUGACACCGAUAUACAACGCACGGCAGUACUCCACCUUGUUUCAGUGUUGGCCAAUCGAAAGGCGUCCGAACUGUCAUCGUUCCUUCAGUCACUGCUGGGUACAUUCUGGACAGAACGAAUCCUAAAUUCGUCGCAGGACGGGGCCAGCAGAAAGCGAGCUCUCUUGGUUUGGGCAUGGGUAUCCAAGGCGUUAUUGGUCCAAAAUCAUACACUAGCGUUCCAGUUCUCUGAGAAACUGUUCGAAGUCUUUGGGGACAGUAGUAUCAACUGGGAUGCAGCCAAGGCGAUAGGAAUCAUCCCUGGACAUGAUGAUGUUCUGACCAAACCAAAUCAUGCAGUGCUCAGGAUCCUCUAUGCCCAAAAGUAUGUCAACCGGAUGCUACCUUCGACGAUCGCAGGAGCAAAGGAUACGAGCGAUCCUACGAGGCAGCUGGCCUACUUGGUGGCCCUAUCCUCGCUGAUCAAGUCGACUCCUAAGGCUACUUACUCCAGCGAACUUCCUACACUCAUUCCACUUCUGGUUCGAGGUCUCGAGUUGCCUGACCCAGAGAUUCGCAACAAUGUCAUUGAAACUUUCCUGGCUGCGGCUGAGGGAGAUAGUUCAGACAAGAGCCUCGUAUCCGAACACGCGUCGACCUUAAUUAACGCCAUGCUGAAGAACUGCCUCGUCUCUGAGAUGCCAUCGCCCAAAGUCCGGAUAUCCGCACUAAAGUACCUUGGGCGGCUACCAGGGAUUGUGCGGUCUGACGUCCUGAAUCGGUACAAAGCAGAAGUUAUCAGAGAGCUGGGCAAGGUGCUUGAUGAUCCCAAACGAUCCGUGAGGAAGCAAGCUGUGGACGCUCGGACACACUGGUAA
Messenger RNA from Coprinopsis cinerea okayama7#130, 3081 nucleotides. RefSeq lists its product as hypothetical. Lineage: Eukaryota; Fungi; Basidiomycota; Agaricomycetes; Agaricales; Psathyrellaceae. The record is from RefSeq and is a predicted model, not a curated record. Bases 1 to 3081 code for a protein of 1026 amino acids. Gene Ontology annotation, biological process: iron-sulfur cluster assembly. The transcript has 19 exons. Gene Ontology annotation, cellular component: cytosolic [4Fe-4S] assembly targeting complex.